AUGGCAGUGACGCGGGUCCUGUCGCUAGUGGCCAUGUCGGCCUUGUACCUUCUGCACGGUCUGACCAGAGUACUGGGCCUGUUGGCAGUCCAGUGCCCGUCUUCGCGCAUUGCCAUCCGACGAGUGAGGAUGAGUGGCUACUGGCGCAUCCACGGCUGGCUGAUGAUGAUCUUUUUGGGCGUAUAUUCCCCCUUUGCCUUCUGGAGCAUCUACAACCACAUGCCCUUUCUCCGCCACCACAAGAUGCUCCUCCUGGUUAGUUUGAAUCGAUUCGGGGCGCUCCUCCUCUGGGCCACCCUGUGCUUGUGGAUAAGCUGCUCGAAGCAGGCGGAGAUCAUAGAGUGUCUAAAUGGAUUGCUCAAGUGCCAGAGGCUGUUGCACAGACUGAUGUACACCCAGGAGCUGAAGGACUCCCUCAACUGCCUGGCCAACAGGAAUAACGUGACAAAGUUGGUACUCUUCAUAGUCUUCAUCGUCAUGGCCGCGGCCCAGCCCAUGCAGAUCCUGAUAGAUGAUCCGGAAGUGCGCACCAAUUUCGUGUACGCCUUCAGUUUGGUUUUCGUGUACUCCUGCCAGCUAAUCCUGCAGCUAUCGCUGGCCAUAUUCACAUUAAUUCUGCUUUUUGUGGCCCAUCUGGUGCGGCACUCCAACCUGCUGCUGGCCAGAACCCUGGCGGAUGUGGGGGGCGUUCUGGAGAGCUCCCGGCGAGCCCGGCUGGGCCCGGAUCGCCAGCGGCUCUAUGGCUCCCAGCAGCAGUGGCUGGCCUUCGAACUACUGAGGGUCCUGCACUUGCACCAGAAGCUAUUGAAGCUCCAUCAAUGCAUUUGCCGGCUUCACGGCGUGCAGGCCGUGUGUUUUGUGGUUUACGUGCCCAUCGAGUGCAUGGUGCACUUGUUUUUCUCCUAUUUCAUGAGGUACAGCAAGUUCAUACUGCGAAAGUACGGAAAAUCGCUGCCAUUCAACUACUACGGCAUAUGCUUCCUGAUAGGACUCUUUAGCUGCCUCCUGCUGGUGAUCCUGGGCACCCGCCACUCGGAAAGGCAGUUUUCCAGGACCAGGGAGACCUUCAGAUCCGCCGUGUGCUGUUUUCCCUCGGAGUGUACCGACAAGAAGCUGAUAUAUACACUGCAUUAUUACGGGCUGUUCCUGAAGAAUGCCCGCCACAUAUUCACCGUCAGCGCCUGUGGGCUCUUCAGGCUGGACAACGUCUUGCUCUUCUGCAUCGUGGGGGCCGUGCUGAACUACCUGAUGAUCCUCAUACAGUUUGAUAAGCUCAUAAACAAAUAGCUGACAAAACGCCGCCCCAGACAAUGGCCAUAAAUAAACAAACAUACUUAUAAAUUAAAUUGCUCCCCAGAUAGGUCUUGAGCAAAUAUGUUAUUGAUGCACGACGUAUUAUGGAGGCCGCCAGCAGAAUCCCAAUGGAGAAAUGGGUGCUGUCUACUGGGUGGUGGGUGGUUGGGUUGG
Messenger RNA from Drosophila bipectinata, 1467 nucleotides. RefSeq names its product Gustatory receptor 77a (gene Gr77a). Lineage: Eukaryota; Metazoa; Arthropoda; Insecta; Diptera; Drosophilidae. Gene Ontology annotation, biological process: sensory perception of taste; chemosensory behavior; male courtship behavior. The record is from RefSeq and is a predicted model, not a curated record. Gene Ontology annotation, cellular component: membrane; neuronal cell body; axon.